Molecule: messenger RNA, 1872 nt
Organism: Lichtheimia ornata
Lineage: Eukaryota; Fungi; Mucoromycota; Mucoromycetes; Mucorales; Lichtheimiaceae
Exons: 9
Coding region: 1-1872 (623 amino acids)
Biological process (GO): phosphatidylinositol metabolic process
Molecular function (GO): phosphatidylinositol kinase activity
Source: RefSeq, a predicted model, not a curated record
AUGACCAGCACUUCACAACCAUUCCACACUGAUCUCUAUAGCAACAAAACCAACACAUUCCACAUUGACCGUCCUGUGGAUACCGACUUUAUGAAACCUGCUGCUGCUGCCAAUGGAACACCGCAAUCACUCUAUAAGCUUGGGCCCAUGGUCGAUGACCCUGUGAGCACCACCGACAGCCUUGUUUAUGAUGGCACUCAAGCUUCAUCUGAUUUCUCUCCACCAGUAACACCUGUCCCCAUCAGGAAUCGCUCUCCCUCAUCAGACCUUCACACCAAACGUUCGUUUACGACCUCCGUGGUACCUGCCAAUAUCCCCACGCCAUCCUCUCUAGAGGAAGAUUUAGAAGAAGACAACUCACAGCUGAAACGACACUCUACACUGCAUUCUGUCAAGGAGAGCGAUAGCAUCCUUAAUGAAAGUGGUGGUGGACGAUCCCUUGCACGACAUCAUACAACAGGACAUGCCAGCAAAAAGAAGCCAAAACCCGAGAUUGGUAUCUCUGAAGAGUUUGCAAAGGAACUAUCAGCACGACGAAGAGCAUUCAAACGACUUUCUCGCCGUCAAGAAGACUUUGAUGAUGAUCGAGUGAUGGUCGGCACACGCGUGGAUAAGGAUCAUCGAGACUAUGUCCUCAUGUACAACAUGUUAACGGGUAUCCGUAUUGCCGUCGGUCGUGUGUCUGCCAAGGCCAAUCGCCCUGUCACCGAUGAGGAUUUUGCUGCUGCGCAUAAGCUUGCCUUUAAUGUUACGGGUGAUGAAUUGACGCCAGGAGCCAAAUACGACUUUAAAUUCAAGGAUUACGCCCCAUGGGCUUUUCGACAACUUCGUGAACAAUUUGGUAUCGAUCCAGCUGAUUAUCUGGUGUCGUUGACAAGCAAGUAUAUCCUUUCUGAGUUGGGCUCUCCCGGCAAGAGUGGCAGCUUCUUUUAUUAUUCAAGAGACUAUCGUUUCAUCAUCAAGACCAUCCAUCAUUCUGAACACAAGUAUUUGCGUAAAAUCCUCAAAGACUACCAUGCACACGUUAUGAACAACCCAGAUACACUGCUUUGCAGAUACUAUGGUUUACAUCGUGUCAAACAACCUCGAGGACGCAAGAUUCACUUUGUUGUCAUGGGCAAUGUAUUCCCGCCAAACAAGGAUAUCCACGAGACCUAUGAUCUCAAGGGAUCACUGGUGGGACGAUUACUACCAGAAGAAGAAAUCAAAAAGUCCAAGAAUGCGGUGAUGAAGGAUCUCAACUUCCAAAAGAACAAUCGCAAGCUACAAAUGGGACCACAAAAGAGAAAACUUUUUAUUGGCCAACUCAUGCGUGAUGUCAAGCUCCUUGUACGCCUCAACAUUAUGGAUUACAGCUUACUGAUUGGCAUUCACAAUAUGGUGCGUGGCAACAAGGAUAACAUUCGUGAUUCGACUUUGCAAUUCUUCCAGCCGGACACAAAACGUGCUGAGCGUCAUGCAUCCAUGUUAAAGCGACGACAAACCAAAGCACAAGUUGUACGUAAAGCGAUCGCACAGACAAAUCCAGAGCGUCUUGAUUCUUCCAAAUUACCAGAGGAUCCUCAUGAACGUAGAAACUGUAUCUUUUAUUCGGAUGAAGGUGGUUUCCGAUCCACUGAUGAAGAAGAUCGGCCCACAUCGGCACUGUACUACAUGGGCAUCAUUGACAUCCUCACACCAUACGACUCUAAGAAGAAAUCCGAGCACUUUUUCAAAUCAAUGACCCAAGACAAACACGCCAUCUCAGCAGUGGAGCCUUUGGAAUAUGGUAACCGAUUCAUGGGCUUCAUGGCCAAAACGCUCGAAUAUCACAAUGACAUUCCUCAAGAAUACCAAAUGGGUCCCGAACGACGCCAUCGUCUCCACUUUUAA